Galdieria sulphuraria is the source of this 721-nucleotide messenger RNA. RefSeq names its product prenylated Rab receptor 2. Gene Ontology annotation, cellular component: Golgi apparatus. NCBI's taxonomy places the organism in Eukaryota, Rhodophyta, Bangiophyceae, Galdieriales, Galdieriaceae. The record is from RefSeq and is a predicted model, not a curated record. Bases 33 to 635 code for a protein of 200 amino acids. The transcript is spliced from 3 exons.
UUUCAUUGCGCCAAAUUAUUGUUGGAUUGGACAUGACUGAUUUUGUGGCAAGGUCCGCUUCCACUCCUGAAGAAACCAAUAGUUCAGCAAAUGUUGUUUCAGGUUCCGAGAACCCAAGAAACCCUGUCAUGAACUUUUUUAGUGACAGACUUCCUACUGCGGCAGAGAUUCGAGAGCGACUUUUCCAAGUGUGGAGCAACUCCCAACCUUGGAAUGAGUUUCUUAACACGUCACAGAUGAACUUGCCGCCUUUUUCGGAACUGAAAGACAGGCUACAACAGAACUUGACACACUAUGGACACAACUAUGCUGUUAUACUCUUGGUGUUAAGUGGGAUUACUGUCCUUGUGAGUCCAUUCGCCAUUUUGGGUCUCAUUAUGAUAUUUGCUGCAUAUUUGUACUUGUUCGUUUUUCACGCAGAUGCUCUCGUAUUUGGAAACUUGCAACUGGAUAAUCGAGCCAAAUCUAUUUUUCUGUUAGUCUUCUCUCUGUUACUUUUAGGGCUUACAGGAGCAGGUGCAACCUUUACCUCCCUCGUGGCUGUAGUUGCUCUUAUUGCCUUCAUUCACGCCACUGUUCGAAAGCCGCCUGGUGAGGCAGAUUUCGAAACGGCAUAUACGCCUGCAGUUGUAUAAAUUCAACCUGUGUUGUUGUUUUUGCUUUGUUCAUCCACGUCCUACGUUGGACUUGGUUGUUAUUAGCUCCGACACCAUGUCGUCUA